CAGAUAUUGACAACACAGAGAUGGGGGACGGUGUUCAGGUCCGGUCUGGCUAUGAGCGUCUGACCGCAGAGGAGAUGGAUGAACAGAGGAUUCAGAAUGUGGCUUAUCAAUACCUGUGCCGUCUGGAGGAGGCCAAGAGGUGGAUGGAGGCGUGUCUGAAGGAGGAGUUACCUGCUCCCACUGAGCUGGAGGAGGCGCUGAGGAACGGUGUUUAUCUGGCUAAACUCGGACACUGCUUCGCUCCUCGUGUGGUUCCGCUGAAGAAGAUUUACGAUCUGGACCAGCAGCGAUACAAGGCCUCUGGGCUUCAGUUCCGUCACACGGACAACAUCAACCACUGGAGGAGCGCCAUGAUGGAGGUCGGCCUGCCGACGAUCUUUCAUCCGGAGACGACGGAUGUGUACGACAAGAAGAACAUGCCCAGAGCCGUUUACUGCAUUCACGCGCUGAGUUUGUUCCUGUUUCGUUUGGGACUCGCCCCUCAGAUCCACGACCUCUGCGGGAAGGUCAAGUUCACAGAGGAGGAGAUCAAUAACAUGAAGCGGGAGCUGGAUAAAUACGGCAUUCAGAUGCCAGCGUUCAGUAAGAUCGGAGGAAUCCUGGCUAACGAGCUCUCUGUGGACGAGGCCGCAGUGCAUGCGGCUGUGAUCGCCAUCAACGAGGCGGUGGAUCGUGGCUGUGUGGAGGUCACAGGUCAAGCCCUGAGGAACCCCAGUGCUGCGCUGAACGGUCUGCAGGACUCACUCGUGCUCGUGUAUCAGGAGAUGCUGCGGCAGGCACGCCUUCAGAAAGCAGCGCGAGCGCGGACACACGCAAACGGAUCAGCAGAGAAAGACAUCUAUGAGGAGUACCUGACGCAGAGAGAAAUACAAGACUCCAUCAGCAGAGUCAACUCGCGGGCGGCGGUGGAGCGGGUGGACGAGGCGCUGGACUGCAGUGAUUCUCUGGCGCUCUUCAGUGCUCUGCAGAACUCCAGUCUGGCGCUCACAGGACUGAUCCGAGAUCACGCCGGCUGGUAUCUGGAGCAGCUGACCUCUGACCGAGAGCAGAAAGCCCUGGAUCUGGGCUGUGUGGAUCCGCUGGAGAGAGAUGAGCUGCAGGAGGGCGUCAGUGUGGCCAAUGAGGAGGCGCAGAGAGACCGAACCAUGCAGCAGGCAGUGUGUAAAAUAAACGAGGCCGUGCGGCGUGGAGAAGCUCGUCAGACGGUUCGAGCUCUAAUGAAUCCAGAUGCUCAUCUGCCAGACGUUUAUCCGUUUGCUGCAGAACUUUAUCAGAGAGAGCUGGCACCACUGCAGCGCCAGUGUCCACAGGGGGAGCUGCAGCAGGAGGAGUUGUUUGUUGCAGUGGAGAUGUUGUCUGCGGUGGCUCUGGUUAAUCAGGCCGUGGAGGUUCAAGACUUCGGUGCAUUCAGCGCUACACUGCUCAGUCCUGCAGCUGGACUCGCCGACAUCGAUGACAGUCUGAUGCAGAGGUAUUUCGAGCAGCUGUGUGAGCUGAAGAGGAGGGCAGGUAAAGCUCUUCUCAGCUGGAACGAUCUGCAGACGGGACUGAACGCCGUCAACUCGGCUGCUCACGAGGAACAUGAACAGAUUCUCACCAUCGGUCUGAUCAAUCAGGCUCUGAGCCGCAGCGACCCUCAGAAGACGCUCUCGGCGCUGAUGCUGCCCUCCAGCGGCCUGCAGGACAUCUUCCCGCUCAACGCCAGACGCUACCAUGAUGUGCUGACCCGAGCCAAACGACACAAGUCUGAGCUGAGCCGUGAUCCGGGAGCUGAGCUCUGGUUGGCUGACAUUCAGGAAGCUGUGAGACUGGCCAAUCAGGACACUCAGAAAGCACUGAAGAUGUGUCUGGGUCUGGCGGCGGUCAAUCAGGCUGUUAAAGAGGGCCGAGCGUCUCAGACGUUGCGUGUUCUGCGUCUGCCAGAGGUGGCGCUGCGGAGCGUGGUGUCCGGAUGUGCUGAUGGGUAUCAGACAGAGCUGACCGCCCUGCUCCGCGCCAAAACACUGGAGGGUGAUAACAGAAGCCCGUGGAUGAGGACGAAGCUGCCGGAGAGCAGCUCUUACUUCUUUCAUCUGCAGAAGCUGGAGGGCACCUGGGAAAGACCUCAAGGGUUCGUCCAGAACAGCACCUUCCUGACGCACGAGGAGAUACAGGCCGUGUGCAGUAGCGUGACUGCGGCUCACAGCAGAGGUGUGCAGUGGAAGACCAGUGAGCCGCUAGUGCUGCAGCUGCAGGCGCGCAUGCGAGGAUUCCUGCUGCGACAGAAGCUCGCCGAGCGCUUGCACUUCCUGAACACUCAGCUGCCUGCCGUCAUCACCAUCCAGUCUCACUGGAGGAGGUUCAUUCAGCAGAGAGAGUAUCACCGCAGACUGCAGCAUCUCUACCAGAACUGGAGAGCCGUCGUCAAGAUCCAGGCCACGGUGAAGAUGUGGCUCGCCCGCAGGAGAUACCUCGCCCGCCUCGCUUACUUCAGGAGACACGUUGGCGCUAUAAUCCGGAUCCAGGCGUUCUUCAGAGCCAGCAGGACCCGAGAGGAGUAUCACUUACUGGUUCACUCCAGCGCUCCGCCGCUCUCCGUCGUGCGUAAGUUCGCUCACCUGCUGGAGUUUGGUGACAGUGACAUCCGUCAGGAGGGAGAGCUGCAGCGUCUCAGAGAGGAGGUGGUGAGGUCCAUCCGGGCCAACAGACAGCUGGAGGCCGACCUGGACCUGAUGGACCUGAAGAUCGGCCUGCUGGUCCGCAACAGAGUCACGCUGCAGGAGGUGGUGUCUCACUGUAAGAAGCUCACUAAGAAGAAUAAGGAGCAGUUGAGUGACAUGAUGGCUCUGGACAAACACAAAGGCCUGAAAGCUCUUAGUAAAGAGAAGAGAGACAAACUGGAGGCCUAUCAGCACCUCUUUUACCUGCUGCAGACUCAGCCGCUGUAUCUGGCUCAGCUGAUCUUCCUGAUGCCUCAGAAUAAAAGCACCAGCUUCAUGGAGACGGUGAUCUUCACGCUCUUCAACUACGGCUCAGACUGCAGAGAGGCCUUCCUGCUGCUGCAGCUCUUCACCGCUGCGCUGCGCCACGAGAUCCAAGUGAAGGUGGACCGGCCGCAGGAAGUGGUCACAGGAAGUCCCACCGUCAUCAAGAUGCUGGUGAGUUUCUACCGUCACGCUCGCGGUCAGAACGCACUGAAGGACAUCCUGGGGCCCUCCAUCAGAGACGUGCUUCAGGACCGGAGCCUCAACAUCCGAACCGACCCCCUGGAGAUCUACAAGAGCUGGAUCAACCAGACCGAGAGCCAGACGGGACAGAAGAGGUACGGUUUGCGUUACACUGCUAAAGUUCUGAGAGAUGCCCUGCAGGAGAAGUUUCCUCAGGCCGGUGAAGACGAGCUGUACAAG
Messenger RNA from Sinocyclocheilus rhinocerous, 3386 nucleotides. RefSeq names its product ras GTPase-activating-like protein IQGAP3. Gene Ontology annotation, cellular component: cell cortex. Lineage: Eukaryota; Metazoa; Chordata; Actinopteri; Cypriniformes; Cyprinidae. The transcript is spliced from 27 exons. Gene Ontology annotation, biological process: mitotic actomyosin contractile ring assembly actin filament organization; regulation of GTPase activity. The annotation marks the transcript as partial. The record is from RefSeq and is a predicted model, not a curated record. Gene Ontology annotation, molecular function: GTPase activator activity; calmodulin binding; actin filament binding.